Molecule: messenger RNA, 4092 nt
Organism: Bipolaris oryzae ATCC 44560
Lineage: Eukaryota; Fungi; Ascomycota; Dothideomycetes; Pleosporales; Pleosporaceae
Exons: 5
Coding region: 1-4092 (1363 amino acids)
Biological process (GO): phospholipid translocation
Cellular component (GO): plasma membrane
Molecular function (GO): ATP binding; ATPase-coupled intramembrane lipid carrier activity; ATP hydrolysis activity
Source: RefSeq, a predicted model, not a curated record
AUGGAGCUAAACAACGCCCCAGUCCACCGACUCGUCGACUUCAACAAUGUUAACACGGCCGAAGACUCGAUUUCCCUAUGGCGUAGGAUCAAGAAGGCGACAACAAAGAGCAUCGUCACAACAUGGCGGCUAGGCAGCGAUAGGGCCGCCAACGUCACCCGGCCUUCAAUCGAGACUCGGCGAGCCUCGGUCAUGUCGCAUACCGGGUCGUACCUAGGAAACGAAGGUGACAUUCAGAUGACACCAGUCCCCUCACCUCUGCCGGGACAGUCUCCUACUCAGUCCCCAUCCUGGCCUCUAGGACCCGGAGAGAACGACAAGAUUCGCGGCGCUGACUCGAAACCCGAAAUCACCCAGAAGUUUUGGGGAAGCGUCUUGAACCCUUACAAGUCUGUCCCCGAGAAAGCCCGCUUCAAGAAGGACGCGUGGAAGAACGUCCAGGUUGGCGAUUUUGUGCGUCUAUACAACAACGAAGAAAUCCCCGCCGACGUCAUUGUCCUUUCCACAUCUUCCGAUGAUGGCGCCUGUUAUGUAGAAACUAAGAAUCUGGACGGCGAAACGAACCUCAAGGUCCGCAGCGCACUGCAUUGUACUCGCGAUGUACGACACGCUCGACACUGCGAACGCGCCGAAUUCGUCAUUGAGAGCGAAGGCCCCCACUCGAACCUCUAUUCCUACAGCGCAGCCAUCCGGUGGCAGCAACACAACACAAAGGAUCCCGAGGCGCAGCCCUAUGAAAUGGUCGAGCCUAUUUCCAUCAACAAUCUGGUCCUGCGUGGAUGUCAAUUGCGAAACACCGAGUGGAUUCUGGGAGUAGUCAUCUUCACCGGUGACGAGAGCAAGAUCAUGAUCAACUCUGGAAUCACACCUAGCAAGCGAGCCCGCAUCUCCAAAGAGCUUAAUUGGAACGUCGUGUACAACUUCUUCAUCUUGGCCGCCAUGUGUCUGGUGUCUGGAAUUGUGCUAGGAGUUUCGUGGGCUCGGAAUGACACUUCGCACUCAGUCUUCGAGUUUGGCUCAUACGGAGGCGCCCCUGCCACUGACGGUGUCAUUGCCUUCUGGGCUGGUGUCAUUCUCUUCCAAAACUUGGUCCCCAUUUCGCUCUACAUUACGUUGGAAAUCAUCCGAACACUCCAGGCCCUCUUCAUCUACAGCGACAUCAACAUGUACUACGAAAAACUCGACUACCCGUGCACCCCCAAGUCCUGGAACAUCUCCGAUGAUGUCGGUCAAAUCGAAUACAUCUUCUCGGACAAGACCGGAACUCUUACUCAGAACGUCAUGGAGUUCAAGAAGGCGACCAUCAACGGUGUUCCCUAUGGAGAAGCGUACACCGAAGCACAAGCCGGAAUCCAGCGAAGACAAGGCAUCGACGUCGAGGUUGAAGGUGCAAAGGCUCGUGAGCAGAUUGCAAGGGAUCGUGUGCGUAUGCUCGAAGGUAUCCGGAAGAUGCACGACAAUCCUUAUUUGUGGGACGACGACCUGACUUUCGUUGCACCCGACUUCAUCGAUGAUCUACGCGGAGACGCCGGAAUGGAACAGAAGAGGGCCAAUGAGGAAUUUAUGCUUGCCUUGGCUCUUUGCCACACCGUUGUUACCGAACGCACCCCCGGCGACCCACCCAAGAUCGAGUUCAAGGCCCAAUCACCCGACGAAGCUGCACUUGUUGCCACUGCUCGCGAUGUUGGAUUUACAUUUGUCGGCCGCGAAGACGACAAUCUGAUUUUGAACGUCUUGGGACAGGAGCGCAGGUACCAGGUUCUCAACACUCUCGAAUUCAACUCCAGCAGGAAGCGCAUGAGCGCCAUCAUCAGGAUGCCCGAUGGCAAGAUUAUCCUCUUCUGCAAGGGUGCUGACAGCAUGAUUUACUCAAGAUUGAUCCCCAAUGAGCAACGACAGCUUCGCGCCGAUACUGGAGAGCACCUGGAAAUGUUUGCACGAGAGGGACUGCGAACACUUUGUAUUGCCCAGAGAGAAAUCUCUGAAGAGGAGUACCAAGAGUGGAGCAAGGACUACGAUGUUGCUGCCAACGCCAUCCAGGGUCGUGAGGACAAGUUGGAAGAAGUGUCUGAUCGCAUCGAAAAUCACCUUUGGCUACUAGGAGGAACUGCUAUUGAGGACCGACUCCAGGACGGUGUACCAGAGUCCAUCUCGCUUCUCGGUCAGGCGGGUAUCAAGCUCUGGGUCCUGACUGGUGACAAGGUAGAGACAGCCAUCAACAUUGGUUUCUCAUGCAACCUGCUCGACAACGACAUGGAUCUCAUUAUUCUCAAGGUCACAGAUGAUACCAUUGCAUCCGUGGAAGCUCAGCUCGACGAAAAGCUCAAAAUCUUUGGUCUCGAGGGUUCCGAGGAGGAGCUGGCUGCCGCGCAAAACGACCACGAACCGCCUCCACCCACACAUGCCAUCAUCAUCGAUGGAGACACACUUAAGCUGGCUUUGGACGAGUCCGUCAAGAGAAAGUUCCUCUUGCUCUGCAGGAGAUGUCGAUCUGUCCUGUGCUGCAGAGUCAGUCCCAGUCAAAAGGCGGCUGUUGUCAACAUGGUCAAGACUGGACUCGACUGUCUUACUCUUGCCAUUGGAGACGGUGCCAACGACGUUGCCAUGAUUCAAGAGGCACACGUUGGUGUCGGUAUCGCCGGUGUUGAGGGUCGCGCGGCCGUCAUGUCUUCGGAUUACGCGAUUGGUCAAUUCCGCUUCUUGACUCGCCUUGUGCUUGUUCAUGGCAGAUGGUCGUACCGCAGACUUGCGGAGACCAUUGCCAACUUUUUCUACAAAAACAUUGUUUGGACUUUUGCCCUCUUCUGGUACCAGAUUUACACCAACUUUGACAGCCAGUAUAUUUUCGACUACACAUACAUCAUCUUCUUCAACUUGGCGUUUACGUCACUCCCUGUUAUUGUCAUGGGUGUUUUGGACCAGGAUGUCGACGAUAGGGUGUCUCUGGCUGUUCCACAACUAUAUCGCCGCGGUAUUGAGCGCAAGGAGUGGACACAACCAAAGUUUUGGGCAUACAUGGUUGAUGGUAUCUAUCAAUCCGCCAUUGCUUUCUUCUUCCUCUACGAGAUAUUCGAGCCCGCCACUUUUGCGACGUCAAACGGCUUGGACAUUGCCGAGUACCGGCGCAUGGGUAUCUAUGCCGCUACUACUGCCGUUUGUGCCGCCAACAUUUACGUCUUGUACAACACUUACCGAUGGGAUUGGUUAAUGGUCCUCAUCGUUGUUAUCAGUACCCUCUUUGUCUGGCUUUGGACUGGCGCCUACACCUCCUUUACUUCCAGUCAACAGUUCUACAAGGCCGGAUCCGAAGUCUACGGAAACCUCAAUUUCUGGGCAUACGUUCUGUGUGCCACCAUGGCUUGUUUGCUUCCCCGCUUCAUCUUCAAAGCCACGCAGAAGAUGUACUUUCCGUUGGAUGCCGACAUUAUUCGAGAACAAGUCAAGCAAGGCAAAUUCGACUAUCUUAAAGAAUCCACUUCAUUCAUUCCUCCACCACCAGAGAAGGCCGCUUCUUCACCAGAAUCGAGCAUCCCAGAGCCCGAUCCCUCCAAGUACACGGCUGCGAAUGCUACUCCUACUGAUGAAGAUGUACGACCAAUAUACCCACCUUCGGUUGCACCCACGGCCACGACGCACAACCCAAGAAGCCAAAACGGUAGCAACAGCACAGACUACACCUUCCGUCGCUCCCUGGAAGGCCUCCCACCAGCCCCCACUUCAGACGGCCCUCCACUCAACACCCGCAUGUCGACUGAAUGCCGUGUGCGACCGAGCUACGACCGUGCGCGCAUGUCGAUGGACCGUGUGCGCCCUAGUUUCGAGCAGAGUAACGAUUUCACGUCUGCAGCCAUGCUGACGCGACUCGACUACCAGGCCGCAAAUGGCGUCAACGGACAGCCGGCCGUCAUGAGCCGGUUACGCAACGCCAUACGAAGAGCAACGAUUACGCGCGAAGAGCUGCCCGAGCAUCUCCGACAAUAUCAGCAGCAACAACAACAACAACCAAACGGCGAGGAUGUACCAGAUGUACCGGCGGUACCCAAAUCGCCAGUGCCCAAGUCGCAGUCGCCUCCUGCGAGCCCGCCCAGGUAA